Messenger RNA from Oryctolagus cuniculus (rabbit), 3752 nucleotides. It is a transcript of the gene NPY4R, whose product is annotated as neuropeptide Y receptor Y4. The record is from RefSeq and is a predicted model, not a curated record. Gene Ontology annotation, molecular function: neuropeptide binding; pancreatic polypeptide receptor activity. Lineage: Eukaryota; Metazoa; Chordata; Mammalia; Lagomorpha; Leporidae. Gene Ontology annotation, cellular component: neuron projection; plasma membrane. Gene Ontology annotation, biological process: G protein-coupled receptor signaling pathway.
CCCUCCUAUGCCCAUUUCCUGGAUGAGGAGACUGAGACUGCGGGGGGCGGGGGGCGGCAGAGAGAGGGAGGCGGAGAGCGGCAGAGCGCGCGCCCUCCGCGCGGCUCCAGCCUGUGGUCGUGCAGGGCUGGAAUGGGCGUGGAGAGAUCCGGCCGUGGGAUUGCACUCAGGGACGCGGAGCGCUCAGUGCAGAGCGUCCUCGGGGGCGGGAGCGAGCGCGGGCGGCUGCCCCGGCUCUGCUCCACCCGCAGACGGUGCCGCGGCCGCGGGAGCAGGUGUCCUCUCUGAGUGUGCCCCUUGUCACACCCGCCAUGAACGCCUCUCACUUCCUGGCCUCACUGCCCCCAGGGUCCACCCCCGGUGAGAACAGGAGCAGGCUCAGGGACAUCCUUUUCAACUUCACCAACCACUGCCAGGAUUCUGUGGACCCCACGGCCUUGCUCAUCACCUCCUACGGCCUCGAGACCGUCGUGGGGGUGCUGGGUAACCUCUGUCUGCUCUGGGUGACCCUGCGGCAGAAGGACAAGACCAAUGUGACCAACGUGCUCAUCGCCAACCUGGCCUUCUCCGACUUCCUCAUGUGCCUGCUCUGCCAGCCGCUCACCGUCGUCUACACCAUCAUGGACUACUGGAUCUUCGGCGAGGCCCUCUGCAAGAUGUCGGCUUUCACCCAGUGCACGUCGGUCACCGUCUCCAUCCUGUCGCUGGUGCUCGUCGCCCUGGAGCGGCAUCAGCUCAUCGUCAACCCGACGGGCUGGAGGCCCAGCAUCUCCCAGGCCUACCUGGGGAUUGUGGGCAUCUGGGUCAUCGCCACCUUCCUCUCCCUGCCCUUCCUGGCCCAUAGCAUCCUGGACAACGUGUUCCAGAGGAACCACUCCAAGGCGCUGGAGUUCCUGGCGGACAAGCUGGUGUGCACCGAGUCCUGGCCGCUGGACCACCACCGCAUGAUCUACACCACCUUCCUGCUGCUCUUCCAGUACUGCCUCCCGCUGGUCUUCAUCCUGGUCUGCUAUGUGCGUAUCUACCGGCGCCUGCGCAGGCAGGGGCGUGCGUUCCGCAAGGGCGCCCACAGCAUGCGAGGCGGGCGGGUGAAGCGGGUCAACGUGGUGCUGCUGGCCAUGGUGGUCGCCUUUGCUGUGCUCUGGCUGCCCUUGCACGUGUUCAACAGCCUGGAGGACUGGUACCACGAGGCCAUCCCCGUCUGCCAUGGCAACCUCAUCUUCCUGGUGUGCCACCUGCUGGCCAUGGCCUCCACCUGCGUCAACCCUUUUAUCUAUGGCUUCCUCAACACCAACUUCAAGAAGGAGGUCAAGGCGCUGGUGCUGAGCUGCCAGCAGAGAGCCCCCCGGGAGGAGUCUGAGCGCCUGCCGCUGUCCACAGUGCACACGGAAGUCUCCAAGGGCUCUCUGAGGCUCAGUGGCAGGGCCAACCCAAUUUAGCCAUGACCUUUGCCGGGCCCUUGUGCUUAAGCUGAGUGGGCUUGCUGCAAGCUGGAGGCGGUACCCCAAGAGUCUUGGCUUCCUGGGGGCGGGGCCCAGAGGGGCUGGCAAGGGCCUGUGUUUGCAUCCAGUUGCAUGGGGAGCCUGCCCUUUGGGUGGACCCGCCACUUGUUUCUGGACGGGUUCCAAGUCCAGAUGCUGUAGGUCACAGUGAGCCUUGCAGCUGGAGCUGUGCGGUGCCAGAGCCGGAGGUGUCUGCUUGUACCGGGCAGAGUUUGUCUUGGUAGCUCAGCAACAGAGGCCUGGCCUGGGAGCCCCCCUCCCCCGCCCCCAGGGAGUGCAAGCGGCCGCUACGGGGGUGCGGGAGGGAGCGCUCGGAGUCAGGGCUCUGGACCUUGGCCACCUCCUGACCUCUCUGGGACACGAUGUGGUCAUGCGGGCUUGGUAGGAGUGGCAGAGAGCUGCAGGGUGGUGGCACCUGCACUUCUGGCUGGCGAGCCCAGCUCCUGCUGAGCCCGGGGCCUCAUGCCGAUGCUGGAAUUCUCCUCCCGCUCCAUCCUCCUCCUUCUCUGUUGCCACCAGAAAUAAGUCUAUGCCUCCAGGAGACCGUGACACCUUGAGGGUGACAUCUGUCCUGUCUACAGCUUGUGGCCUCCAUGCCUAGGACAGGCCCCGCCCGGCACACACAGAGAGGGAUGAGCAAGGUUUCCUGAGGCGGUCGGGGGUAAAGGCGUCGGACACUCUACAGUGAGGACAAUCCCAGGCACGUGUAAGCUCUCACCUGCCCUACCUGAGACUCUGUGGCCCUCCCCAGUGUUGACCCCCUGUAGAAGCCUACAGGACGUGGGCAGGGACCAUAGCCUCCUUCAGCCGUGCUCUGACCGCUGAGCUGACUUGCCCCAGGGGACGUGCCAUGAUUGCCCCCAAGCUUCCCCAGGACACUGGGCAUCCCCGUGGCCUUUGAUGUGAGCAGGGGCAGGGAGGGCUGGGCCUCUGACUCCACAGGGCCCUGGCUGAAAGGAGCAGAGGACAUGCAGCGAGUGUGCCUGCCUCACCCAUGGGGGCCAUGGCCCAGGCCCCUCGAUGCUGAAACAGGUCCAGAGCUGCUUCUGGGCAGGGACCAGAAAGCUUGUCCUUGCAAGGAAGGAAAUGGCAGUAUGGCUCCCAGACCAUGUUGAGUGGGAAGACCCAUCCCCAGCAGAGUGGACAGUGGCAGGACCCACUGGGGUCUCCCAGCACAGGGUAUUUGGGUGCUAGAGACCUCACCAUGAGGUCCCCAGCACUGGCUCUCUGCACAGGACAUCUGGCCCAGGGGCCAGCAGCAGGGGAGUGCCUGGCCACAGGCCUGGCCUGUGACCAUGAACCUGCAUGAGUGGCAGCCGAGACAAGUGCACCUUGAGCCAUCAGCUCUCUUCCUGUCCUGUCUUUUCAUCACCUAUCCCGUUUGUUUUUGUUGCUUUCCUCACUCGUAUCCUGGAUUUCUUGAGCCACCCUCGUGGGCAUAGCUUGUGUUUGUCCUUUGGUGCUGUCUGCUGCCAGCUGCCAUCAAAGCUCAGACCCUGGGGGCCAUCCCAACUUCAUGUCACUGCCCAAGCUCCCCAAGCUCCCCACGAAAAGGAGGGCCCUCAGCACCUGGAGUGUGGUCAGUCUCAGCGGUGCCAAGGGGCCUGGGGACAAGGAUGCCUUGUGGUCCUGGCAGGCUCCGGGACAGGCUGGGCCUCUCUCUGGUGAAGGGGCGUGGUGUCAGGAAUUGGACUGGUGGGCAGGUGUCUUCUGCACACCUUUCUCAGGCUGACACCGCCCUCCUGCAUGGCUGGGCUGAGACCGUCUGGUUGCUUGGUGACCCAGCACCCUAAGAACUUGCCACCCAAAGUGUGGUCAGAAGACCAGCGGCCCCAGCACCGCCUGGAGCCUGUUUGAUAUGCAAAGCCACCCCAGAGCCACUGAAGAAAAACCUGCGUUUAUCAAGAUCCUGGGUUAACUGGACACAUGUUCACAAUCCCGGGAGACCGAAGCCUAGCGUCCCUGGGAGGCACCUGUAGACACCCAUCCUGAGAUGCAGAGUGGAGCUUUUGGAAAACUCAUUCCGGAGAUGUCUUUCAAGUUUGCUGUUGCUGGAAUGGGGCGCCCAGCUUUGGCGUCUGUCUCGUCUCUGAUCGUCCGUGGGUGUUUCUUUUGAAGCCUUUUCAUUCCUCCAACAAAUAUGUGCCAAGUGCCUUGUACGCAUGGUUGCUCGGCGUGAGCGUGCCCUUUUGUAUUCUGCUCUGUUUCAUGUAAAGUUGUUUUGUCAACAGUUUUCCAUCUUGCUGGAAA